AUGUUUAGUUCGCUACAGAAACGACGUAUUUUGAAUACGGUUCGAAAGAUUAUAAUACCUGCGCUCAUCUUGCUGUGCUUAGUAUCGUGUUCAUCGAUCAAGACACAUUUCAUUAACACAGUAACGCCACGACCAAUCGCCGAUGGCUACAAAGGAGGAGUUAUUGAUGAUGUUAGGCUUAUUAAGUGCUUCCACUGGUUUAGGGACUGCAAUGUUGUUUACGAGAAAACAUAUUUCAAACGCUCAUUAGAACCUUGGUUAAGGGUUAAUAAAAAUUUGAACGAUGACCGAUUAUUUGCAGCAGAGUUGGGCUUGUUGUAUCGCACAUUUCUUUAUGUCCAUCUGGGUAAAGCAGCAUCAGAAAAAAAAUGCAUUUCAGAUUUGGUGAUAUCCCGAGACAAAUCAACCGUACCGGUCCAAGUGUUACAGGACAUUAACGAUAGAGUACGAUCUAAGGAUAGCUCCAUGUUUCACAAGCAUGAUCAUCAGAAGGGCUUUUGGGCCAAGUUACUGGGUGCAAAGGCUGACGGAUUGACUGUAAAGGGAGAGGAUUGGCACUACAAGGGAUUGGGAGUAUGGUGUAAGUUUUCAUCAUCUCCGACAGAUGACGAAGGACAACUGGUGACCAAUAUACAGGUCUUUAUCGGCGACGGAUUCACCGACCCCCGACCAAUGUGGAAGAGUGCUAUUACAGGCAUGGCUCGUGAGAAAGGUUUUCCACUUUCAGUGAGCGUUCAAAAGUUCGAAAAGAAUGCCCUUCACACAGAUAGCUCGGGUGCUGGUGAUUUGUUUAUGAAAAAUGGGGAAUAUAAAAUCUUACAGCUAUCUGAUUUGCAUGUGGGAGUGUCUUCUCAAGAGUGUGGUAUUACGUGCUCAGAGGAUCUUAAAACCACCAGAUUUAUAAGCUACGUCUUGGCGGAAGAACAUCCAGAUUUGGUGAUUUUUACAGGAGACUUAAUCGACGGCUUGAACACUUUGGAUUUCCAGGCUGCUCUCUUGAAAGCUACAGAGCCUAUUAUUUUGGCAGGCAUUCCUUGGCUUAUCAGUUGGGGAACUUCAGAUUUUUCAAGGUUUGCUUCAAAAGGUCAGAUCUUGGACUUUGUCGAACAGCUGCCUUUUUGCCUGAAUCGUCCAAAUAAGAGGCUUCUCGAGUACGUUCCUCCACACACCACAAACAAUGCACUCAGUUUGAGCAAUGAAAACGGUCUGGUUGGUAUACUCUAUAUUUUAGAUUCUACCAGCAGUGAGAAUUCUGCCGAUUUCUUAGCAUCUGCAUACAAGCAAACCACAGAUUGCUUAUUUGGAGAUCUUUUAUAUUCCUUGGCAUUUCAGCAUUCGCCAAUCCCAGAAUAUCGUCCUAGCGGCGCAUUCCCGAUAAUAGGUUCAUAUAAUGAAAAAGAGCCAUUGGAUAUCGCUCAACUUGGUGUUGGUGACACCCUAAAGAAGUUAGGUGUGCAGGCGCUUAGUUGUGGCAACGAGCAUGCAAAUGAUUGCUGUCUCUUUGAUGAAGGCAUUUGGCUUUGCUAUAGCGGUCAAACGGGAGUUGCAGGCCACUCUCCGUCGGAUAGCGAUCUUUCAACCGUAAGGUUGUUUCGUGUCAAUGACCGUAUAAAAGAAAUUACAACAUGGAAGCGGAAUACCAAUAGCCCAGAUGAAGUCUAUGAUUAUCAAUUUUUGUUUAAUGAUAAACAGUAA
This is a messenger RNA of Lachancea nothofagi CBS 11611, 1695 nucleotides long. NCBI's taxonomy places the organism in Eukaryota, Fungi, Ascomycota, Saccharomycetes, Saccharomycetales, Saccharomycetaceae. The record is from the annotation of a GenBank genome assembly.